This is a messenger RNA of Cucurbita moschata (crookneck pumpkin), 885 nucleotides long. RefSeq lists its product as uncharacterized. The transcript has a single exon. The record is from RefSeq and is a predicted model, not a curated record. Gene Ontology annotation, molecular function: nucleic acid binding; zinc ion binding. Lineage: Eukaryota; Viridiplantae; Streptophyta; Magnoliopsida; Cucurbitales; Cucurbitaceae. The coding region runs from base 1 to 885 and encodes 294 amino acids.
AUGAAAGAAGGAGAAGGUGUUUUUGAGUAUUUUGCAAGAGUUAUGUCUACUGCUAAUGACAUGAGGAAUUGCGGAGAAGAUAUGCUGGAUGUCAAAAUUAUUGAGAAAAUACUUCGAAGUCUCACCGAUAAAUUCAACUUCGUAGUAUGCUCAAUUGAAGAAUCCAAGGACAUUGACCAAUUAACAGUUGAUGAAUUACAGACAUCUUUGCUUGUACAUGAACAAAAGGUGAUUGAUAAGAGGAGUGAAGAGCAGGUGCAGGUGGAGAAUGUACCAAGGUAUGGACAAGGAAGAGGCAGAGGAACAUUUCAUAGAGAAAGAGGUUACUCUAGAAGAUGGGGAAGAGGUAGAUCUUUUAUGAACCGGUCGGCCAUCAACUGUUUUCGAUGUGGAAAGCAAGGACAUUACCAAUUUGAAUGUCCGGGCUUAGAAAAAGAAGCUGUCAAUUAUGCUGAAUUUGACGAGGAGGAAGAACUGCUAUUAAUGGCGUACACAAAGAAAAGUAAAGUUGAAAGAGAAGGCAUUUGGUUUCUCGAUUCCGGGUGCUCAAAUCAUAUGACAGGGGACAAAACAUGGUUCGUUGAGCUCGACGAAAGUUUCAAACACACUGUCAGGUUGGAAAAUAGCUCAAAAUUGGCAGUUGAAGGAAGAGGCAGUGUCAGAUUCGAAGUUGAAGGUAUCACACAAACUGUGACAAAUGUCUACUAUCUCCAAACUCACCAACAAUUUGCUAAGCAUAGAGCAGCUACAGGAGAAGCACUUGGUGAUCUUAAUCAAAGAAGAAACCUGCAGAGUCUAUCAUCAACAAAGGGGCUUGAUAAUGAACAUACAAAUGAUGGCGAAUCGCAUGUUCUCAGUUCAUGCAAAGAUGAAGUCAUUGGUUGA